Molecule: messenger RNA, 3898 nt
Organism: Bombyx mandarina (wild silkworm)
Lineage: Eukaryota; Metazoa; Arthropoda; Insecta; Lepidoptera; Bombycidae
Gene: Ago2
Product: argonaute 2
Molecular function (GO): protein binding; RNA binding
Source: RefSeq, a predicted model, not a curated record
AUGGCUAGAGGAAAAAACAAAGGUGGUAAGAAAGAGGCACCUGAUUCUACAAAAACCCCUUCUUCUGAAAGUCAGCCUUCAGAAAGUCAACCUUCAACAUCCCAAAUUCCAACUACAGAACCAACAACUACUAUUGAAGAUGAUUUAGGGGGCCUUGGUCUUGGUGAAUCUAGAAAAAGACGGCCCAGGAAGAAGCCAACUGAAAAACAAGAAUCAGCUCAAGCUGAAUUGUCAAACCCAAAGCUUACUCAAACUGAUAAUUCGAAAGCUGAGGUUCCUAAAACAGAGGCUCCUAAAACCGAGGCUCUUAAACCUGAGGCUCCUAUCCCUGAGGCUUGUAAAUCUGAAGCUCCUAAAAGUGAAGAGUCCAAAAUCGAAACUAGAGGUUCUAAACCAGAAUCUGCUGCUGAUAAGCCUCAAGAUGAUGAUGAUGGUUUGGGUUUGGGGUUAGGUGGUGGGGGACGAAAAAAAACUCGCAGCAGGAAACCUAAAUUUACAGCUGUAGAAACAGACAUCAAAUAUUCAAAAGCUCCAUCAAGUGAACCUGCAAUUCCAGGACCAUCACAAAGUAAACCAAUAACAUCAACUGCAUCACAGCCUAUUCAAUAUGUACAAAAUAAACCAGAGGUCAAAGCUGCCCCUGCAGCUCCUGUUUUGUACAAGAUACCAGAUAAAAUAUUGUCCCCACCCUCAAGAACUGUGCCGAUUUUAACUAAUUAUUUGGCUAUGAAAAUAACAAAACCAUUGAAAAUUUACCGUUACGACGUCACAUUCAAACCAGAUAAACCGAAGAAAUUUAUUGCACAAGUGUUUAAACUGGUAAAGUCUAAAGAAUUUCCUAAAGAAAUCCUUGCCUUUGAUCAAACAAAAAAUUGUUAUUCACUGACGCCGCUGCCAAAAAUCACCACUGAGAGAUAUGGUGUAAAAGUGGUGAUCAAAGAUAUGAACGGCAAAGACAUGCCGUUUGAAGUGUCAUUCAAAGCUAGUGGUAUAGUAGACUACAAUAAUGUUCUGAAGCAUAUGGCAACGGGUGGAUCAUCCCUUAAUGCACCAACUGACACCAUACAAUGUAUUGACAUAGUGUUAAAACAAGGAACAUUGGAAUCAUAUGUGAAAGCAGGCAGACAAUACUUCAUGCGUCCUGCAUCUCCGAUUGACUUGGGCGACGGGCUCGAGAUGUGGACUGGUUUAUUCCAAUCUGCUAUAUUUACAUCGAAAGCCUUCAUCAACGUUGAUGUUGCACACAAAGGUUUCCCAAAGAAUCAACCUAUGAUUGAUGCUUUCACGCGUGAUUUUCGUUUGGACCCCAAUCGUCCAAUGGAUCGGCAACCAGGCCGUGCUGUUGAAGCUUUCAAUGAAUUCAUUAGAGGGCUUAAGGUCGUAUCGAAGAUACUUGGUACCGGACCUUCUUCGGGACAAUUACGCGAGCACAUAUGCAACGGGGUUGUCGACCCACCGUCGCGUCAAACAUUUACGUUGGAGAACGACAAAGGACCGCCGGUUAGGAUGACCGUAUACGAAUAUUUUAUGAAAGAGAAAAAAUACAGGAUUAAGUAUCCGGACCUGAACUGUUUGUGGGUCGGCCCGAAAGACAAGAACAUAUAUCUACCGAUGGAACUAGUCGAAGUUGCAUAUGGCCAGGCCCGUAACAAGCAAUUAAAUGACAGACAAUUGUCGACAAUGGUGAGAGAGGCUGCAACUCCACCUGAUGUACGGAAACGUAAGAUCGAGGAAGUGAUUCAAAAGAUGAAUUACUCGAAGAAUCAAUUCUUCAAAACAUACGGCUUGGAGAUAGCCAAUGAGUUUUAUCAAGUUGAAGCGAAAAUUCUCGAAGCGCCCACAUUAGAAGUGGGUCCACGGCAAUUUACUGUACCAAAGAAGGGAGUAUGGCAGGCCAACUGUCUUCUGAAACCGGAAGCUCUGAAUUCAUGGGGCUUCAUUGCCAUAGAAUUGGAUCCACGUGGAUGUAAUUAUGAAGACAUCGUGUCGAAGCUAAUGAAUACCGGUCGACAAAUGGGCAUGAACGUGACCCAACCAAAGAUGGCUUGCUUCAACAUCCGUAUAAAUGACCUGCACAAGAGUAUGCUGCACGCUCUAGAAAAACAGGUCAAUUUCCUGGUCGUGGUCGUUUCUGGACGGGGCCGCGAUUAUUAUCACAAGCUGAAACAGAUUGCCGAACUCAAAGUGGGUAUACUGACGCAGUGUAUCAAAGAAGAUACCGCCACGCGCCGAAUGAACCCACAAACAGCUCGGAACAUUUUACUAAAGGUGAAUUCGAAGCUUAUGGGAAUAAAUCAGGCAUUGGAGAAUCGUUCCAUUCCUCAGUGCUUAAAGGGUGGGGCUGUGAUGAUCGUGGGCGCUGACGUCACGCAUCCAUCGCCAGAUCAGAGUAAUAUACCGAGUAUCGCCGCCGUAACCGCCUCGAUGGAUACGAAAUGCUACAUAUACAACAUCGAACUGAGUAUACAGACACCGAAGAAAGAGAUGAUCGUUCAGUUUGAGGACAUAAUGGUGGAUCAUUUCCAUGCUUUCAAGAAAAGUCAGGGGAUUCUGCCGAAGAAGGUGUUCGUGUUCCGUGACGGGGUUUCUGAGGGUCAAUUUGCUGAGGUAAUGAAGAGUGAACUGACUGGAUUGCAUCGCGCCUACCAACGUGUCGCGGGAUUGAACGCUAAACCAGAAGUAUUGUUCAUUCUUGUACAAAAACGUCAUCACACGAGAUUCUUCCUGCCCGGGAACAACGCCCGUUUCAACGUCGAUCCGGGGACUGUGGUCGACCGUGAUAUAGUACAUCCACGUGAAUUGGACUUCUAUUUGGUGUCUCACCAAGCGAUCAAGGGCACGGCUCGUCCGACGCGCUACCACGCCGUCUGCAACGACGGCAGGAUCCCGGAGAACGAAGUGGAGCACCUCGCGUACUACCUGUGCCAUCUGUACGCGCGUUGUAUGCGCGCCGUGUCAUACCCCGCGCCGACCUACUACGCGCACUUGGCCUGUCUGCGGGCUCGCUCGCUCACCUAUGGCGAGAUAUUCAAUAAUAACGAUCUCGAGAAGAAUCCCAAACGUCUCCGGGUCCUCGACAGCAUGCUGAAACAGAGCCGUAUGUUCUUCGUCUAACAAGAUGAUAUUUUAAAAAUGUAUAUGUAAUCACUAUUUAAUAAAACACGUAUAACAACGAAUGACUUCAUUCGUAAUCUUAUUAUAUUAAUAUCAAUAACCAUGCCUUUUGCAAUGAAAAUUAUAAACACGUCUCUUACUCUAUAAAUAUGAUUGUUUCAUGACAGAAAUUAGAUAGGUUUUUGUGUAAAAUCAAGAUUUUUUUUAAUGAAAAUAUAAAACGUAUGAUUUUUUUAAGGGAAACUUCUUUGAGUUAAUGAAAAAUUUAAAAACUAAUGUUCUUUGUACCGAGUUAAUCCGGUAGGUUUCGCUCGCACAAAAUACAGAAGAUAAACCAAAGAAGUUUCACUUUUUAGUUUUAUAGAUUUGCAUGUGAGACUCAAAUUGCCUCAAGCGCUUUUUAGUUCGCGGUUGUCAUGUAAAAACCAUAAUAUAUUGUAUCUCGACAUCAGAGGUAUAAACUCUGAUAUAAAUUGUUUCAUCUGUACUAAUUGAGUGACUUAAAUUAUAAUUGGUCCAGGAUAAGAUGUGCGAGUUUGGUUAAGGCCCUACACCAUCAUCAUAUUCUCAACUUAUAUGAUAUGGUGUUGUUUUGCGGAGUAUAUAUUGUUUACUCUUGCGCUAGGAUUCGUUUCAUCAGGUUCUGAUGCUUUGACAUGCAUUUAUUCGUCUGAUUAUUUGCAUCUGCUUUUACUGGUGGUAGGACCUCUUGUGAGUCCGCGCGGGUAGGUACCACCACCCUGCCUAUUUCUGCCAUGAAGCAGUAAUGCGUUUCGGUUUGAAG